Molecule: messenger RNA, 1176 nt
Organism: Myotis myotis
Lineage: Eukaryota; Metazoa; Chordata; Mammalia; Chiroptera; Vespertilionidae
Gene: IMPA2
Product: inositol monophosphatase 2
Exons: 8
Coding region: 194-1060 (288 amino acids)
Biological process (GO): phosphatidylinositol phosphate biosynthetic process; signal transduction; inositol metabolic process
Molecular function (GO): inositol monophosphate 1-phosphatase activity
Source: RefSeq, a predicted model, not a curated record
GGCGCGGCUUUCCCCCCACCCCCGCCCGGGUCCGCUGCUCGCCCUUCCCGCGGCACGGUAGUGGGGCUCGAGAAAGCCGAGGCGCGAGUGGCGGGAGUAAGAAGAGGGAGUGCGGAGUCUGGUUCUGGAGCGGUGGGAGCCGGUGGGAGACCGGCGUGGAGGGCUGGAGGUGGCGGGGCCCCGCGAGGACGCGAUGAAGCCAAGCCUCGAGGACCCGGCGGCGUCCGCCGGGGGCCCCUGGGAAGAGUGCUUCGAGUUGGCCGUGCAGCUGGCGCUGCGGGCGGGACAGAUCAUCAGAAAAGCCCUUUCUGAGGAAAAGCAGGUCUCAACAAAAACAUCCGCUGCAGAUCUGGUGACAGAAACGGACCAGCUUGUGGAAGACUUAAUUAUUUCUGAGAUGCAGAAGAGGUUUCCUUCGCACAGGUUCAUUGCUGAAGAGGCCGCGGCUGCAGGGGCCAAGUGCGUGCUCACCCCCAGCCCCACCUGGAUUAUCGACCCCAUUGACGGCACCUGCAACUUUGUGCACAGAUUCCCAACCGUGGCCGUCAGCAUCGGAUUUGCUGUGAACCAAGAGCUUGAGUUUGGAGUGAUUUACCACUGCACGGAGGAGCGGCUGUACACGGGCCGGAGGGGCCGGGGCGCCUUCUGCAAUGGCCAGCGGCUGCAGGUCUCCGGGGAGACAGAUCUUUCCAAGGCCUUGGUUCUAACAGAAAUCGGUCCCAAGCGUGACCCCGCUACUCUGAAACUGUUCCUGAGCAACAUGGAGAGGCUACUCCACGCCAAGGCUCACGGGGUCCGAGUGAUCGGGAGCUCCACCCUGGCGCUCUGCCUCCUGGCCUCAGGGGCUGCGGACGCCUAUUACCAGUUUGGCCUGCACUGCUGGGACCUGGCUGCCGCCACCGUCAUCAUCAGAGAAGCAGGAGGCAUCGUGAUGGACACGUCAGGCGGACCUCUCGACCUCAUGUCCUGCAGAGUGGUUGCUGCGGGCACCCGAGAAAUGGCUACGCUCAUAGCUCAGGCCUUACAAACAAUUAACUAUGGACGGGACGAUGAGAAGUGAAAGGGAGCAGAGACGAGAAAUGCGCCCUCGGGACUGGCUUUCCUGGGAAUGCUGCGGCCGGCAGCGGAUCCCUGGGGGGGACCGCCUUGAGCAGCCCGCACUCGCGUCAAGUUCCU